This is a messenger RNA of Ostrea edulis (European flat oyster), 3846 nucleotides long. Its product is annotated as importin subunit beta-1-like. Bases 135 to 2771 code for a protein of 878 amino acids. Gene Ontology annotation, molecular function: small GTPase binding; nuclear import signal receptor activity. The record is from RefSeq and is a predicted model, not a curated record. Gene Ontology annotation, cellular component: nucleus; cytoplasm. The transcript is spliced from 24 exons. NCBI's taxonomy places the organism in Eukaryota, Metazoa, Mollusca, Bivalvia, Ostreida, Ostreidae. Gene Ontology annotation, biological process: protein import into nucleus.
CUCAUGAUCGUAUCCUCAUCGCCGCCAUUUUGAAUUCGUCCGCAUUGCACAUGGAGUACCGGUAUAACAGAAAGCAACUGUUUUAAUAUAACUCAUCUCUAUAGAAUCUCUAUAGAUAGGUUUAUGAAUACAGAAUGGAUCUACUGAGUGUGUUAGAGAAGACGGUCUCUCCAGACCAACAAGAAUUAGAAGCAGCCCAGAGGUUUUUGGAACAAGCAGCACAAACUAAUUUACAAGAAUUUUUGAAGUCCCUGUCAGAAAUCUUGAAGCAUGGUGGAAACAGUCCUGUCACACGAAUGCAGGCUGGGUUGCAGUUGAAAAAUGCCCUCUAUUCAAAAGAUCCCAACAUCAAGGCGGAGUAUCAACAAAGAUGGCUGACAUUUGCUGAUGAAGUCAAAAAUGUAGUGAAAGCAAAUAUUUUGGCUGCUUUGGGUACAGAAACAAUCCGUCCAAGUUCAGCUGCCCAAUGUGUAGCUUACGUAGCAUGUGCCGAGCUUCCAGCUGGUAUGUGGCCAGACUUGAUAUCUGUGCUGACCAGCAAUGUGACUAACCAGAACAGUACAGAAAUGAUGAAGGAAGCCACAUUAGAGGCCAUUGGUUAUAUUUGCCAAGACAUUGAUCCAGAUAUUCUACAGAGUCAGUCAAAUGAAAUUCUGACAGCUAUUGUGCAUGGGAUGAAAAAAGAAGAACCCAGCAACCAUGUGAGAUUAGCAGCUACAAAUGCACUAUUGAAUUCCUUAGAAUUUACAAAGGCCAAUUUUGACAAAGAGACAGAGAGGCAUUUCAUCAUGCAGGUUGUAUGUGAGGCAACACAAUCACCAGAUACAAGGGUUAGGGUUGCAGCUUUGCAGUGCUUAGUGAAAAUAAUGUCUCUAUAUUAUAUGUACAUGGAACAUUACAUGGGCCCAGCACUCUUUGCAAUAACCAUGGAAGCCAUGAAGAGUGAUGUAGAUGAAAUUGCCCUCCAAGGAAUUGAAUUCUGGUCCACAGUCUGUGAUGAAGAAGUCGAUUUAGCUAUUGAAUUGUCAGAGGCUGCUGAGCAAGGGAGACCACCAGAACGAACAAGUCGAUUCUACGGCAAAGGAGCUUUGCAGUAUUUAUCUCCUAUCUUGUUACACAGCUUGACAAAGCAGGUAAUGCAUGAGGAGGUAGAUGAUGAUGAUGAGUGGAACCCAUGUAAGGCUGCAGGUGUCUGUCUGAUGCUGAUGGCCACUGGUUGUGAGGAUGAUAUAGUACCCCAUAUUCUGCCAUUUGUUAAGGACAACAUCCACCAUCAAGACUGGCGCUUCAGAGAUGCUGCUGUCAUGGCGUUCGGCUCUAUAUUGGAAGGUCCAGAUCCUGUAAAGCUGAAGCCAAUAGUUGAACAAGCCAUGCCUAUGUUGAUAGAGCUGUUGAAGGACUCUAGUGUGGUGGUGAGAGAUACAGGGGCCUGGACUGUGGGACGAGUCUGUGAAAUCUUACCAGAUGCUGUGAUCAAUGAACAGUGUUUACAACCUCUGUUACAAGCCAUGGUGGAGGGCCUUGCUGCGGAGCCUAGGGUUGCUAGUAAUAUAUGCUGGGCCUUCUCCAGUUUAGCAGAAGCAGCCUAUGACAGUGCAGACACAGGGGAUGAGAAUGCAGAGCCUGCUACAUACUGUUUAUCAACAUACUUUGAACCUAUUAUAGAAAAACUCAUUCAAACUACUGAUAGAUCUGAUGGAAACCAGCAUAACUUAAGAAAUGCAGCUUAUGAAGCACUGAUGGAAAUGAUUAAAAACAGUCCAAAGGACUGCUAUGCCAUUGUUCAGAAAACAACAUUAGUAGUUUUAGAAAAGUUAGAAAGAGUUCUGCAAAUGGAGAACAUGAUUCAAGUCUCUUCAGAUAGGGCCCAGUACAAUGAUUUGCAGUCCCUGCUCUGUGCUACAUUACAGAGUGUUCUAAGAAAGGUGACCUCUGAGGAUGCCCCCAGUAUUUCGGACCAGGUGAUGAGUGCUUUAUUGCGCAUGUUCUCCUCAUCUGGCAAGGCAGGAGGUGUUCAGGAGGAUGCUCUUCUAGCAGUGUCUACACUUGUAGAAGUUCUGGGAGACAAUUUUAUGAAAUACAUGGAAGCAUUUAAACCAUGUUUGAUAGUCAGUUUGAAGAAUUCAGAGGAGUAUUCUGUGUGUUUAGCAGCUGUAGGACUAGUAGGAGACUUGUGUCGAGCUCUAGGACAGAAGAUGUUGCCAUAUUGUGAUGAAAUAAUGAUGUUAUUGUUGGAAAAUUUAGGGAAUUCCACGGUACAUAGAUCUGUGAAACCACAGAUUUUGUCUGUAUUUGGUGAUAUUGCAUUAGCCAUAGGACCUCACUUCAAAAAAUACCUAGAGAUAGUUAUGAGUACCUUACAACAGGCUUCCCAAGCACAAGUAGAAAAGACCGAUUACGACAUGAUUGAUUACUUGAAUGAACUAAGAGAAGGUUGUUUAGAAGCUUACACAGGCAUUGUACAGGGGUUAAAGGGGGAUGGGGAACAGCCUAAUGCGGAUGUGAACUUAAUACAGCCACAUGUUGGGCACAUAAUGUCCUUUAUAGAACACAUUGCACUUGAUGAGGAUCAUUCAGAUGAAAAUAUAUCAGCUUGUUGUGGACUUACUGGUGAUUUGUGCACAGCAUUUGGAGCAGGCAUGCUGCAACUUGUUGACAAAGAACCGAUCCAGGGCUUGCUUACCAAAGGUCGUCGCUCUAAAGCAUCAAAGGCCAAAACCCUAGCCACAUGGGCUACUAAAGAAAUACGCAAACUAAAAAAUGCCUCGUGAUGACAGACUGUUGGAAGGAGGGAUUCUCGCGUUGGGAUUAACAUCAGUUCAACUGUUGACAGUCAGGCAAACUGAGGUGUGUGAGGGAGAGACUUGCUAAACACUUCAAUCCGAGAGAGAGGGAGUGAGUGAGGGGAGAGAGACAUCUCAAUUGUUUACCCACAAAAAACAAACAAACAAAAUUGCCCCCCACCAAACACAGGAAACACUGAGGGAACACAGAGUACGACAGGAAUCCACGUUACCACCUAGUCUUUCAAUGUUAACACAGCAGACAUAAACAUGGAGCUGAACAUACAUGGCCUUUUCCACUUUGAAAUUCUAUUAUUUUGUAUUAUAUGUAUUUGUAAAAUGGAAGCCCAUUUCUAUUUUCCUAAAAUGGUGCAAUUUUUAUUUUUUAAAAAAAAUUUGUGAAAUGUUUUUCCUCUGCUCGGUUACUUUUCUUUUGAAAGUUAAACAUGAUUUGUAUGUUAAAUUACAGUACUUCAAAAAUUACUAAACAACUGGCAUUGCAGAGGGUGGUCCGAGCGAUCCAUUUAAUAGAAUUUUACAUACUACUAAAAUUAAAAUUUCUGCUCUCUGUUAAGCUGAAAUGUUUAAAUUCUGGUGUGGACUUGUGUACUUGGCAAAUAAGUGCCAAAACGUUUGGUUUUUUACGGGCCGAGGCAAUCCAGUUGUUCAGUUUACAUAUAAAAACAUUAUACAUCCAACUACAGACAAAUAAUGAGAGAGAGUUUAAACAAAGAUGAAAGAUUAUAUUUAAUGCAUGUUACAGCAGUUUCUUUUCUUUUUUUUCUUUUUUUUUCCCCCCCAAUUUUUGUUCCUUUUUUCCUUCGCUGUAUCUAACCAGCAGUAUAAAAACUGCUCCUGUAUUAAUCAAAUAUGAGAUUUUGAUGUAAAUUUAUAAAUAUUGAUGGUAGUGUGAAACAGAUGAAUUCCAGAGCUUUUUGGAUGAUCAAAGAAAAUUUCUGUUCAUGGCUCAAAAGCUGUGAUAGUGCUGAUUUUAUUGUUUAUUUUGUUUGUAGUAGAGGGGGGAGGGUGCGAAAUGUUACAAUAAAUUGAUUUGCAUUUGCAA